AUGCAAGCAGCACUGGCAUUCGAAAGGGUGUGGGUGAGGCUGCUUCCAAAUCCGCUGCAGCGGCAGCAGCUGCUGCAGCAGCAGCUGCAGGAGCAGCAGCGGCAGGAGUUGCAGCAGCAGCAGAAGCUGCAGCAGCAGCAGGAGCUGCAGCAGGAGCUGCAGCAGCAGCAGCAGGAAUGUGCCUACUCCCCCGAGCUGUACGCUGGGCAGCACUGCGUGUGCCUGAAGCGGCUCGCUGCUGCUGCUGCUGCUGCUGGCACAGCUGCUGCUGCUGCUGCUGCAUGCCCCUUCGGGUGCAGGUUUGUUGCUGCUGAAGCAGCAGCAACAGAGACCAAAGAAGACAUUGCUGCGCUGCUGCAGGAGCUGCUGCCUUCUGGAUUUCGGACAAAUUACAAAAUUUACAUCAGACAAAAAAGCAGCAGCAGCAGCAGCCGCAGCAGCAGCAGCAGCUCCAAUCACGGGAGGCCCCCUCAGGCUUUGGGAGCCCCUCAGGGGGCCCCUCAGGGGCCCCCUCAGGCUUUGGGGAAACCCCAGGGGGCCCCUCAGGGUUUAGGGACCUCUCAGGGUUUAGGGUUUGGGGGCCCUCAGGGUUUGGGGGCCCCUGAGGCCUUGGGGGCCCCCCCGGGGGCCCCUAUGGGGGCCCCUGGGGGGGCCCCUAGGGGGGCCCCUGUGGGGCGCCCCUGGUGUGGAGUUUGCGCGUGGGGGCCCCCUGUGCUGCUGCAGGAGGGUUUGCUGCUGCGUUGCUGCGGGCUGGAAGGAGACAGUUUGUUGGAUAUUGUCUCCUUUGGCUGGGACUUGAGCAGCAGCACGCAGCAGCUAAUUUGCUUCUUGAAAGCCCUCACAAAUCCCCGCGUGCUGCUGCUGCAGCAGCUGCCAGACUCCCAGGAUGCUGCUGCUGCUGUCGAUGACCUUCUCGGGCCCCUGCUGCAGCAGCGCCGAGCGGCAGAAGCUGCUGCUGCUGCUGCUGCAGCGGCUGCUGCAGCGCAGGCCGGCGAGGCAGGCGAGGGGGAAGCGGCGGAAGCAGCAGCAGAAGCAGCAGCAGCAGGAGCUGUUGCUGCUGCUGCUGCUGCUCCGGACAGUCAGACGAGACGCAAGGCCCUCCCGCGUUCUGCCGCAGCAGCAGCAACAGCAGGAGCAGCAGCAGCAGGUCGGCAGCAGCGCAGCAACAGGCGGAAGCAGCGAGGAACAAAGAAAGGAAGGGAACCCUCGCCCUCCUCUUGCUGCCGCAGCAGCUCAGCAGUAGCAGCAGCAGCAGGGGACCCCGCAGACUGCUGCUGGUUCUUCGGAACGGAGCAGCAGCAGCAGCAGCAGCGGGAGCUCGAGCAGCAAUGGUUGAUGCUGCAGCAACCGCUGCUGCCUUCGCCCAUAGCGCCCAAGCCCCAGUUGCUGCGGUUCUUGCGUCUGUACAGCGGGGGCCUUCCCCGCGGCGGCGCUGAGGUGUAUGGACACCUGCUGUGGCUGGAGGCGGAGACACUGGAGAGACACUGGCUUUGUGUUGCUGCUACAGAAAAGGGAUUCAUUGUUGCUUCCAAAAGACCAACGGGUGCAGCAGAAGCAGCAGCAGCAGAUGCUGCUGCCUACUACCCUUGCAUUCCUGUCAGCAAGGCUUUCCCGCUGCAGCAGCUGGUUGCGCCUGACGGCCGCUGCCUGCCUUUCUCUGCUACUGCUGCAGCAGCAGCAGCAGCAGGAGCAGCACCGACAGCAGCAACAGCAGCAGCAGCAAACGCCUUCGUCUUUGACACUCUUGCCGAUUUAUUUUGCGCCUAUUCUCCAGGCUUUGCUGAAAAGCUGCCAAGUUUGGCUGUCUCCUCGUCUUCUGUGGAUUUGCCGCUGCAUGCGCUACCCUCUUUGCUGCCAGAAGUGUCUCCUUUUGCUGCAACAGCAGCAGCAGCAGAAGCUGAUGGCGAGGCUUCAGAGGGGGCUGGAGAGGCUCUUGGGGGCGUGUCUCCCGCAUCAGCAGCAGAUGCAGAAGCAGAAGCAGCAGCGGAAGCAGCAGCAGCAGCAGCUGCUGCUGCUGCAGCUUUGGCAGGCGGCAGCUGCUGCAGCAGGCUGUGGGCAGCAGAAGCAGCAGCUCUAAUGAGGGGCCCCCAUCCUUCAGAUUUUGGUGAUCGGAUUGCUGCUGAAAAGGCAGCAGCAAAGUUGUCCACAGAGUUUCGGCAAGCAGCACUGGAAGGAGCCCUGGCGCUGCGGGAGGGGCGGCUUUCCCCUGUUAUGGUGCCUGCUGCUGCAAGUGCAGCAGCAGCAGCAGCAGGAGCAACAGCAGCAAGACCAACAGCAGCAACAGCUCGAGCGGUGUAUGUACGCAACAACAUUUUGUUUAUAGCUGACAGAGAGCCUGUGGAGCGCAGCAGCAAAGUUACAGUUUCCAGCCGCGUGGAGGCAGCAGCAGCAGCAGCAGCAGCAGAAUCAGCAACGGCUGCUGCUGCUGCCGCGGAUGCUGCUGCUGUUCGUGAGACGCUGCGUAAAGUUGCUGAGACAUGUGAAAUGGCUCGGCUUUGUGAGGAUGAAGGCGUGUCUGCCGCAGCAGCAGCAGCAGCUGCUGCUGCUGUUACAGCAGUUGCUGCUCCGGAAGCAGCAACAGCAGCAACAGCAGCAGCAGCAGCAGCAGCAUCAGGUCCCUCCUGGCCCCUGGCAGUCACCGUAGACUUUGCUGGCUGCCGCGUGCUGUGUAUGGCGCUGCCUGAGGAGGCCCCGCUGCUGUCUUGCUGCUGCAGAUCAGCAGCAGCAACAGCAGCAGCAAAUGCAGCAGCAACAGCAGCCAGCGGCAAACGAGAAGCAGCAGCAGAAGCAGCAGCGUCGCAGCAGCAGCAGCAAAGAGAAGACAGGUCAAAGAUAGACGCUGCUCUCGCUCGAAUACUGGGUGUCAGGCGAGGCACCCAUAGCAGCAGCAGCAGCAGCAGCAGCAGCAACGCCGCUGCUGCUGGCCGUCUGAUGCCUGUUGAUCUGAUGGCCUCCCCGUUCGGUCUUGGGGAGACACCUGCGGAGCUUGCUGCUGCUGCUGCUGCUGCUUGUGCCCGCCUGGGGGCCAAGGGCCGCGGUGAGGAGGCGAUUGCUGCUGCAGUUGCUGCUGCUGCUGCAGCCACUGACGAGCUAGCAGCAGCAGCAGCAGCAGCAGGCCUCACGAAGCACAAACCUCAUGCAACGUGCCCAGAUGUUAGGCCCGAGCUGCUGCGAGCCUUCUUAACCUUCCAUUCCAACCAGCAGCAGCAGCAGCAGCAGCAGCAGCAGGUAGACAAGGGCCAUUCCACAGAGGCUGGGGCCUUGGAGGCUGAGCUGCAGCAGAGGCUGGCUGAAGCCUUUAAAGAAUACCGCAGCAGCAGCAGCAGUCCGAGGCUGUGCGAGCAGCAGCGGCUGCUGUGGGGUCUCCCGCUGCUGCCAGGAGACCUUAAGGCUUUUCUGCAUCUCCAGGGUCUCCGCUGCAGGCACUUGGGCGCUGUUUACCGCGCUGUGCAGGUGCUGCUGCCCCCAGCAGCAGCAGCAGCAGCAGCAGCAGCAGCAAAGACAGCAGCAACGGGGGCGGCAGGGACAGGGGCGGCAGCGGCAGAGCCUGCGCCUGAAGCAGGAGCUCAAGACAAAGCGGCAGCAGCAACAGCAGCAGCAGUACCUGUAGAGGCAGUUGAGGGCGCAAGUGCUGUUGCUGCUGCUGCUGCACAAAUGCCUUUCCCGCUGCUGCUGCUGGAAAGAGACAUUUUGCUGCGCUGCAGCAAAUGGCUGCUGAACCGGCACCUCGGAAGCCUCACGUUGGGGCAAACUGCUGAGGGCCUCUCCCACCUGCUGAACUGUCUCUUUGCGCCGCUGCUGCCGCCCCCAGCAGCAGCAGCAGCAGAAGCAGCAGCAGCAGCAGCAGCAGCAGCAGCAGCAGCAGCAGCAACAGCAGGGGCGAGUGCACAGGAACAGGCGCUGCUGGCAGUGCUGAAGGAGACACCUCAGAGCCUCUGGGAAGGACUAAGAGCCCGCGCGUGGACUCAUUUUGGCCAUUUGCUGCCUCCCUCGAUUUGCUGCUGCUGCUGCUGCAGCACGGCAGCAGAUGCUGCCGUGCUGCUGCGCUGCCUCUGCCAGGCCUUGGGUGUGCAGCUCAACCAGCAAGUGCCGCUUAAGUUGCUGCGGGCCCACAGCAGCAGCAACAGCAGCAGCAGCAGCAGCCAGCAGCAGCGGCUGGAGAUCCCGAAGUGGAUGCGCGUGCUGCAGGGCAAAGAGCAGCAGCAGCAGCAGCAGCAACACAAGCAGCAGCAGCAGCACAAGCAGCAGCAGCAGCACAAGCAGCGGCAAAAGGGAACAACUGACACAGAAGAGACUGGGGCUUCAACGGAUACAAGAGAGACUGCCAGCGACUCCUCUCCAGUAUCGCAGCAGCAGCGGCAGCAGCAGCAGCAACAGCAGCAGCAGCAGCAGCAGCAUCACUGGCCUCUCCAGGCGUCAAUGAAGGGCAUCCCACCCACAACGGUGUCUUUGCCCUCUUCCCCCAGCAGCAGCAACAGCAGCAGCAACAGCAGCAGCAACACCAGCAGUAACAGCAGCAGCAGCUGUGGAUUAAUGAAGGCAGGGGAUGUGCUGCGGGUGUCUCCUUUGCUGCAGCAGCAGCAAAGCAGUCCCCCCAGCCAGACGAUCCGGGCGCUGAUUGCUGCUGCUUGCUGCUGCUGCUGCUGCUGCUCCGAGAAUGCUGCAGGGGCCCUCGACCUGCUGCAGCAAACCCUUUGCGUCUCUCACCAGCUUCCCGCCUCCGUAUUCGCUUUAGGAGGAGAUGAUUUAAAUGCAUGCAGCAAUUUGCAGAGAUCUUUGAUUCUUUGCGAGCGCAGCAGCAGCAGCACCAGCAGCAGCGGCGAGCAGCAGCUGCUGCUGCUGCUGCACGUGCAGCUCGCCUGCUGCUUCGCCCGCCUCCCCGGGCUGCUCUGCAUGCGCCGCAGCAUGGCCCACAUGCAAAGGGCUUUGCUGCUGCUGCUGUGGUGUGUGGGGCCCCGCCCGCACUGUUUGCUGCCGCUGCUGCUGCUUGCUGCAGCAAGGUGCGCGCUCGACCAGCUGCAGGUGCAGCAGCAGAUCCAGACGCAGCAGCAGCAGCAGCCGCAGGUGCAGCAGCAGCAGCAGAUGGAGCCCUGUGACUUGCAGCAGGCCGCUGCAAUCGCACGGCGCUGUGCCGCAGCAGCAGAGGCAGCGCUUGAAGAACUCCUGACGAGCAGCAGCAGCAGCAGCAGCAGCAUCAACAGCAACCUGUACCUAGUGGAAGUGUACACGCAACUGUCUACAGUGUGGGAAGGCACAGGCGACUGCAGCAGAGCCUUCAAGUGGGCGCGAGCAGCACGCAGUGUUGCUGCUGCAGCAGCAGCAGCAGACGCAGCAGCAGCAGACGCAGCAGCAGCAGAUGCAGCAGCAAUGGACGCAGCAACAGCAGGCGCUGCAGCGCUUCAGGAGGCGGAAGCUCGCCUGCUGCGUCUUACAAAGAUCGUGGUGCUUCAGGCGCAGCAGCAGCAGCAACAGCAGCAGCAGCAACAACAACAAAGGUCGCUGCUGCUAUCGCGACUACGCCAGGCAACCGAAAUGCUGCGGCCCUAG
Messenger RNA from Eimeria tenella, 5547 nucleotides. RefSeq lists its product as uncharacterized. The record is from RefSeq and is a predicted model, not a curated record. The transcript has 10 exons. Lineage: Eukaryota; Apicomplexa; Conoidasida; Eucoccidiorida; Eimeriidae. Bases 1 to 5547 code for a protein of 1848 amino acids.